AUGCAUCACUGUGACAAUAUGGGUACAUUUCUUAUUGUCCAUUCACUCAUUCAUCCAAUUUUCGGAGGAAAAAACCUGUUAUUCUAUCCGGAACAACGCAGCAGUGAUAGCAGUGAUUAUAAUAGCAUCAGCAAAAGUGUUGGUUAUGGUAGUGAUGGUACCAACAAGAGCAUUAGUAACAAUAUAAUGACUCCUCCUAGUAUUAAGGCUGAUAAAGUAACAGUAGUAAAGUCAAAUGGCGGUAGCAAGAGACGAAGAAUGGCACCAUUGACGGUAUCAAAACUCCUCAUGAUAGCCGCGGUAUCGAUGACACCGGGAAAACUGCUAAUGGAAAUCUCAAUAAUUACAAUCAAGCAACUUGCGAGAUUAAUCGCACUUCUAUUACUUCUUCUAUCAUUACUACCUGUAACAGUUGUCACCGACGAACUACUCAAUGCACGAUGCCAAACAAUGUGCCUUCAUCAAUUAGAAAUAGUCAGUGGUGUAAAAAAAUCACUUAAUUCUAUCCAUUCAUUAACUAUGAAAUUUGGCAAAUGUGAUCAGUCUCUUGAAAGCAAAAAUGUGCAAACGAUAGAUUGGAACAGACUGAGAUAUUGGACAAGUAUGAUAGCUGUCUAA
Loa loa (African eye worm) is the source of this 618-nucleotide messenger RNA. RefSeq lists its product as hypothetical. The record is from RefSeq and is a predicted model, not a curated record. The transcript has 5 exons. Lineage: Eukaryota; Metazoa; Nematoda; Chromadorea; Rhabditida; Onchocercidae. Bases 1 to 618 code for a protein of 205 amino acids.